Messenger RNA from Protopolystoma xenopodis, 204 nucleotides. Lineage: Eukaryota; Metazoa; Platyhelminthes; Monogenea; Polystomatidea; Polystomatidae. The record is from the annotation of a GenBank genome assembly.
AUGCACCCCCACUUGCUUCUGUGGUCCAGCCCUGGGCAGACCGGAGGCAUGGCAAUGACUGCCUGCUGUCGUCGCGUGUCUGCACCCUUCAUCACACUUCAUCACACGACUAGAGCUUGCUCUAAUAGUUGGAGGAAGGGUGGACUCAUGCAAGUUGGUGGAACGAGGAUGGGGAGAGCCGGUUUGAAUGAUGGCUGUUGCUAA